AUGCCCAAACUGCAAGAUAGUGUAUUUUCUAUCCUAAAAACGACAAGUUUAUCACAGGCUGUUUUUAGUUUCUUACAACCAACAGAGGAUUUUGUAGAGACACCUUUAGGAGGUAUACUACGUGAUGCUAAAUAUGGUUGGCUUGCAUUGGGACCAAAAUUCUGUGUUAUUGACCUUAGGAGUGGAUUAAAAGUUGCAGCAAAGACAUUUGGGAAUGGAGCAAGCCAUGUGGCUGUUACAAAUGUAAUAGAACUACCGCAGCCUCUCACAAAUAACUCUCAACAACUUAUCAUAAGUCUUGAAAUUGAUGAUGGGGGACUAAUCUGUGUGUUGCACAUUAAUGGAUCACAACUUUUAAGAUGUAUAGAGACUGAUGUCAUAAUUACUAAGCUUGCCUUAUGUGAUGAUGUAGACAUUGGCCCCUUUUCCUGCUUCGAUGGCCUCUUGAUGGCAGGCACUCAGAAGGGAGAGGUGUUGGUAAUAGAUUUUAAUAGAAGCACCCUGUUACAAGCACUAAAAGAUAUAGCACAAGGAAACAGUCAUCUAAUAAGAAAUGAAUCGAAUCCAGCUGGUCUGAGGCAAAUUUCAAUAAAAGCACUACACAAGUAUGAGAUACAAGGCGAACUGCCAAUUAACAAUGAUGAGCAUUUUGUGGUGCAGUUAAAUGAAGACUCUUUUCUGGACAAUCAGUACAUAUUCCGCAACCCAGAUGGCACAGUCCGAAUGAAAGCCAAAAGGGACCAUGUCAGAGUGACGGUUAUUCAGUACAUUCCUCAAUUAGGAAGUCUAGCUGUGGGGUACAAUUUUGGUGCUUUUCAACUGUGGAAUAUUCUGGAUUUAAUGCUGGAGUUCACUUCUCAAGUCAAUGUUGAGUGCUUGCCGGUUACACAUUUUGGGUUCCAGGAACCGUGUGAUGAUCCCAGAGCUUUUUGUUAUCUAUGGGUUGUCUUUUCUGAGACUGAAAGAUUCGAAGAACACGAGUUUCCUUUUGCUGUCAUGUAUUCUCUGACAUAUCAAGGAAAGAGAAUGCUCGUGGAUAAUAAAUGUUUGUAUCAAGAAUUCUCAUCAGCAACAGUUCGUUUCCAAGUGGAGCUAGGGUCCAUGGACCAUGCUCACUUGGUAGGAGGUCGCUGUAUAUCCACUCACACCUUCUCAAUAAAUACUAUGUUGGGAGAAGAGGGAGAAGAUACUAUGUUAAACUUAUGCCAGCUAGUAUGGGAGUGCUGGGGUGACCAAACCUCAUCAUCACACUACGGAAUGCUGUUAUUUGACCUAGACCAGUGGUACAAAGAUCAUAUGCCUUCAACUUAUCAACUACAAAGCAACACUUUUAUGAGUACAGCCUGGUGUUCAGAACUAGGUAGAGGAUGUCUAACAUUGGAUUUGAGGCUAGAUCCAAGCUCACUGUCUCCCUAUUCACACGCUACAAGGCUGGAAGAACACUUUUACCCCAACUCCUUACAAUAUAACUGCGUUUGCUUAAAUACAUCUGAAGCUAUAGUUCUGCACACAAUGGGAAUUCAGCGGCAGAUUAUUAGCUCGAUAUCCAGUUCGGGGCCGUCCUGUUUACUGACACCGGGGCGUUUGUACACUUCUUGCAUGUCCGCCGGUCUGCUGCCGGCCUAUCGCGACAUGUCGGUGGAUGUUGAUACAUCUGUGGAUGAACAGCGAAAAUUUCUGUUAUCUGUAGCGCUUGAAGCGCGUAUGUCACAGUUUUUAAAGCGCUGCGCUCAAGACUGGGCAACUGGAACGCACACGGGUGUCGGGUGUACUCUGACCUUCUUAGUGGACUGGGCAUGGAAACGCGCAAUCGAACUAAAAGAAAACGCCAAGGAAUUAAUUUCACCGCUAUUCACCUCUGCAACAUUACCUGACAGGAACGUCAUACGGUGUUUGGAACACUGUGUACAGCAGUUGAGUCAACUAACUGGUCUCCUCGAUGCUAUCUUGACGAAAUGCUGCAAUUUGGUAGUACCGGAAGCUCUGAGCGAAAUAGAAGAGAAGUACAAGGGCAUUGGGACCGUGUCAUUAUACUUCCAAGUGAUUCAGUGGUUCCUGCGAGUCGGCUUGUUGCCAGAGAGGAACCAUCCUCACGCCUCGUUGCCAUAUCCCGCUGAACAACUGUACACUAUUUAUAAAAAGCGUCGCGAGAAGUUGCAUCGUAUUCAGGGUGACACUAUAGAAGGUUGCACACCGAGUCCUCUGCUCUAUGUGGAUCAGCUUAUUAUCAAUGAAUUUGGAGGAAAACCUGUAUACCAAAUUUGGAUUCGUGCCGGAAGCGAAUGUGGCGGUCUCUACCCACCACCAUCUUUAUACGCGCUACUUAAACUCUACCUGUUGACUGAUAUCUCUGAAGAACACAAACAUUCACUCUUGUUGUAUCUAUUGUUCGACUACUCUAUGCUCUAUGAUGAUACACAGUAUGAGACGGUAAUUCGUCGUCUGAUGCAGUUUCCGCCUAUGUUUGGUCUCAGUACGACUCUGGUUCGCGCAACACAAGCUUUUUGGCACCUCGAUCACAGAGAUUUUCAUUUCGCCCUUGAUCAACUACAGUGCUUAACUGGCAACACACUAUCCGACUGGCAACACCAAGUGGUCCUAUCCUCGUUGCUAGCUCAGAAGAAAUCACAAGCUGCCUUACAAUACUUACACGUUAGAAAACCGGCGCCCAUCCAAAACCUGAAGCAAAAAGGGGAUUCCCCCAAUAAUGCAGUAAAUGGACACGACAAGUUGGAAGAUUGGCAGUCCUGUUGCAACUUGUAUUUGGCGAGAGGUUUAGUCUACGAAGCCUUGGACGUAGUGCGCAUGUGCGUACACAAUGCGAGCUGCGCAGACGACAAGAUACAAGUCUUGAAUUACUUCUUUAAAGGUUGCCGUAAAAGCGGCCAACUAUCAAAAGUACUACAAGUGAGUCUGUUGCCGCUGGAAGAGGACGUGUAUAUCAAAUACUUACGAGAGUGCAACGAACCACAAACGUCCGAUAUACUCAUCAUGUAUUAUUUGCAACAGGCGAGAUAUUUAGAAGCCGAACAAUACAACAAACAGAUUAAGUCCAAAAGCAAAUGGCGGGAAAUGUGCCGCUCCGUGGAAUCGAUGAACGAUGUGCUAGAACGAGAGAGCGCACGCGACGUACUGGUCGAUGUGAUGUGCGGUUCCGUGCCUAAUAUAGCCAACACUGUUGCCAGAUUUGUCACAGCCGAGUUUGAACCACAUGUUUUGAAGCCGAAGCCCAUGUCUGUGUAUGUAAAACCGAAGUCGCCCAAAAAUACGUUCACGUAUAAAUCUUCAUUCAUACAGGACACAAUUGAAAACGCAAGCGAAACAUGGAUAAACAAACCGAAAACGAAGAAGGGAUUGAAAAGAGCCCUGACUAUAGAUGAGACGCCCUUCAUUUGCACUCCGAAACUAUAUAAAACAAUGAGCUUCUUAUCAGGACAAAAGACAAACGAUUCUUCACCAGCUAAGCGUGUCAAAUUAGAUUUCUCACCAAAAACGCCCAAGAACAAAACCGGCAGCGCUGUGAAAGUGAGCCAGAAGUUAAGCGAGCAGAUCGCUACAUUACUAGAUAUGCCUGAUGUGGAGAGUCCCAGAUACAAAAUGAAUACGAGGCCCGAAACACCUCAUAGUAUACUUAAGACACGCCGACUAGACUAUCCAGAAAGAGAAGUAGCCUCGCCAAUGGAUUCGCGUUACCUAGCUGAGAGCGAUGAUGAAAUGGAAACGGCUAGUAAUCAUACGCACUACAGUGACUCCACAAAUAAACAUUUACGGUUCACGAUACCAACACCCACCGAUUUGGGUCCGAUUCCAUCACCAGUCGCAGUGACUGCGAACGCCCAACCGUCUCAUGACACUACGGACCAUGGACAAGACGUGCCAGAACAUGAUAAUACCAUGGAAUCGCCACCAAAGAAAUUGGCUGUUGAGAGGAUUCCUUCAAGAAAAUCUUACAAGGACACUGUUAAGGCCAGAAGAUCGCUAUCAACAUCAGCAAACAGUAGCCUCACGGAAGACCCCAACGCAUCCAUUGAAAGUAUUGCCGAUAUACCCAUCACUCUCAUUAACCCGAGGUAUUCCGGAGAAAGACGAACUACAAUGACGCCCGAACCCGAAGAAGUUGAUUAUGAAACAAACCGUCUCGACACAGGAAGGAGCGAGAUGGAAAUACGAUCGAGGUCAGAUGCAAGAAGGACGGAAGAUACCGUGUAUGAAACUACAGUGGAGUUGAGCUGCGCUCCGAAAACUCCCAAGGGCAGGCGUAGCAUACGUACUGUUAGUGAGAGUACGCCUAUAUUUAACAGAAGCCGCAGUGGAACCCCCGAACGCCAAGACUCCCCCGUUGUGAUGACACCCCUUCGCAAUACAAGAGUCACUCGGAGUCGAUCGCGCACACCCGAGAUCAGUCCAAGAACAUCCCCACUCCCGGCCAUUCCGGAAAUGCCUAAAUUGGAAUUGGAAACUGACCCCCACCCAACCGCCACUGUGGUGUCUAUAGCUGCAUCAAUAAGAAAUAGGUCUCGUACGCCAGAACGUGUAUCAAAAAUGGCAGAAUCACCUCGUCUCGAAGUCAUCGCAGAGUCUCCAACUAAGCAAGAUUCGCUAGCUUUGCCAACCCGUAGAAGUUUAAGGAGUCGCUCUCGCACGCCAGAAGUAGAAGUACAGAUAGAACAAAGCGUAAAAGAGAGUCCAAGAAACCUUCGGAGCCGUUCGAAAACUCCCGAAAAACUUAUGUCACCAAAAACAGAAAACGUAACGAAGAAUAAGAAAUCACUUUCCAGAAUAGUCCUUGAGGCGAAUACAUUCUCCAAGACAAAACAAGUAGAAAAAAUGGAAACUGAAAGCACUCCGGAAACUUCUGAAAGCGUAAUAGAAUGUACCCCAAUGAAAACUUCAAAACAAAUAUCAAGCCUUAUGGAUGUCACUUUUUCUCCGAUAGUGAAUAAAUCUAUACUACAGAGCUCGCAUGAAAGUAUUUCUGUCACUACAGAGAAAAUCGCAGAUGACAGUUCAACGAGAGAAGUGAAGUUGUCAACCUUUAGCGUACAUGAAGUUUACACUGAAAAAUCAGUCUUGCACAGUUAUCAAAGUAGUAUAGCUGAUGAUUCCGCUUCACAAGAAGAAAUUAAGAAUGAAAGUGCUGCCAUGCCCAUGUACACAACUUCCAAUGAAGAUUUUGCGAAAUCUGUGCUGCAUAGUUACGAAAGUUCUAUAGACAUAAGCGGUACAAAAGAAAAUAGAGUAGAACCAAUUACAACUAAAGUUCAUCUGAACGAAACCGAAACGGGCAAAUCAGUUUUAGAAGAUAACGGUGUGUUAGGCAAUCAUAAUCAAUCCAGUUUAAUGACUAGUGAUAGUGAAAUUGAAAUAGACAAAGAUUGGAAGACGGACGAGGCAGCGAACGUUAUACAGAAGGAGAAAGAAAAAAUUGUUGAAAUUGAAAGAGAGAUCAAUGAGAUUGAAGGGGAUAUGUCGGAUGACGAUUGUCGUGGUGAAACUGAUUCUGGAAACGAAGUGGUCGAGGUAGAGUCAGCGGAAGAGUCUGAAAAUGAAGAGGAAGAGGAUGAAGAAGCGGGGGAAGAGGAAGACUCAGAAGAUGAGACCAGCGAAAGUAAUUCAAGCGAAGUUAUCUCAGUAAAUGACUCUGAGUCAGAUUUAGAAUUGCAAGUUGAUGAACAACCUGAAAUCGAGCAAGAUGAGGAAGUUAUCGAGCAAGAUCAACAAAUAGAGAGCGAGCAAACAAUUGAAGGAGCGCCAAAUGUCGCCGCAGUAAAUGUAGAACUGGCUACAGAAAUUAAAUCGACUGAAAUAUCUGAAUCAGUAGAGGUGUCUAACGAUCCAUUGAAUCAAGCACAUUUGUCUAUAAUGACUGAUGAUAAUUCCAAUCUUGACUCUGAAUCUAUACGUCUACAUUUGUCAGAUGAAUCGGCCACAAAUCAGAAUGAUGGCAGUUGUGAAAGCCGCCAAGAUCAUGGUACUCAAGUAGAAGAAAAUGCUGAUGCUCUAUCUAAGCCUAAUGAAAUUGAACCUCAAGAAGCGAUGGAUAGAGCCAACUUUGAAUCUGUUAUUACUGAUAAAGGUACAAGAAAAGAUAUUGAAGUUCAGAGUAAAGAAAGUAAAGUACAAGAUACAGAUGUUACUUCAAUUGAAACUCAUGUGCCUUUAGUUGAUGAGAAUGUAAUAAAUGCUAAUGAAAAUAAGGAUUGUGAAAGUGAGAAAGAUCCUAAAAUCUCUCUUAAUGAUGCAUCAGAUGAGAAACCAGUACAAAAUAUGGACAUAGAGAAUAAUGUAACAACCAAUUCAAUUUUAGAUAGAGCUACACCAAGUUGUUCUAAUGAAAAUGAAAACCAGACUCCUCAAGAAAAAGAUCAAGCUAGUAAACAAAUGUCAGUGAUAGGAGAAGAUCAUAAACAAGGCGAAGAAAUAAUCAGUGCCACACCACCAUCAGUAGAAUUGACAGUACAGGAACUUGAAAGACAAUCUAGUAAGUCUGAAGUAAAACAAGAUAUAACUGAAACUAUAGAUAAUUCUAAAGAAGCUAACGAAAAGACGCCAGAGUUAGAAAAAGUACAAAAUAAAGAAAUCGCUAUAGAAAAAUCAAUUAAACCGGAAGUAGAAUUAUCAACACCGCGUACAAGAAGGCGAAAAUCGACGGCAUCAAAUAAGUCUGACGUAGACGUAGAAGAUACGCCUACUCGUUCUAGAAGACAAUCUUCAAAGAAAGAAGAAGAAGUUGUAAAUACACCGCGUAAGAUAGCUCAGUCUAUGUCUGAGAAAUCAGAUGUCAUACCAGAAACGCCAGAAACGGCAUCACCCAGGACAAGAAGGCGAUCUACGACUCCGAACACUGAAGUUAGAAGAAUUUUAACAAGGCGAGCAUCAAAGGAAAUGUCAGAAAAGGAUGAUAGCUUGAUGCCGUUAGAAGAACUUACACCACGACGUCGGACCCGCGCUACCAGCAAAAAAGACGACGAUACAGCCAGCGUUGCAUCAGAUGUUUCCUUAAAAUCUACACAAAGUAAAGCGAGCGAUGAAGAAAAGAGCGUCAGAAAGGGACGCAAAACAUUCAUCGCUAAACCCGAACUAACUGUGAUACCCGAAACCUCUGUUGAGGAGAAGAGUCAACAAAUCGAUGACUAUUCUACUUCGAGACGAGUAACGCGCCAUCAGAAAGCUCUACUCGAACGGUCAACCCUAUUGUCUCCAAAAUCGCCAGCAAGGUCAACGACCCCACUAACAUCGUACGAUGAGAGUUCCAAAGAGUCCUUUAUGGAGCGUGUUGAACUACUUGAUAAGGCGGACUUCGAAGGCACUCGAGAUCCCGAUGAAUACCCGUAUGGGAUAUUUCCUCUUCACUCGACGGCUACCAGAAUGCGAGCAAGGCGAGCCUCUUCAGAGACGAAAGUUGUGAGAGCGGCUAAGAUUGGGCGCAGCGCUUCUGUUGAUGUAGUCGUCGGAGUGCAAUCGGAAAUGGAGUCACCAAUGUCCACGCCCACUCGUGGUCGUCGUGCUUCGUUCACGCGUGCUGUUCAAGCGCUGCACACGCCAAAAGGACGGCGGACCAGUACUGAUAUUAGGAAAGGCGAAACGGAGAGCAACCCCGGGUCACCGGCAUCAGAAGUAGGCGUUAGUACGCCGGCACGACGCAGUACGCGUAGAACAUCCACGCAGUCUGCGACUAGUACACCAGAAGUUGGCAAAAGAUCUCGGAAGGGAGCAGAGAAGAAUCAAGAUGUUUAA
Messenger RNA from Leptosia nina, 7737 nucleotides. The record is from the annotation of a GenBank genome assembly. Lineage: Eukaryota; Metazoa; Arthropoda; Insecta; Lepidoptera; Pieridae.